Closterium sp. Yama58-4 is the source of this 588-nucleotide messenger RNA. The record is from the annotation of a GenBank genome assembly. Lineage: Eukaryota; Viridiplantae; Streptophyta; Zygnematophyceae; Desmidiales; Closteriaceae.
AUGCUAGUUUUGCUGCUUUCAUUGCCAAUACUCGUGUCAGCUGCGGCGGUGCCGCCAACGACGGCGCAAAUAAUAUUGGAGCUGAAGGAUCUACAGAGCAAGUUGGCUAAGAACCCCUUCCUGAGAUACCUUGGCAUGAGUCAAGUUAUUUCUCAGCUUAUUGUUCAAGGAGAAACCGUCCCCGCCAGCAUCGACUGGUCCCCCUUCGCCUACAACACGCUCCUAAUUCCCACCGACGCCGCGCUUCUCGCAAGCGGCCUUCUCGUUGAGCCGAAAACCCCGGAAGAGGCACUCAACCUUUUUAAAAGCAUCUCCUACAAUAUCAUUAAGGGCAUGAAGCCGUUCUCCCAGUUGAAGGCUCUUGCUGUUGGAAAAUCUGUUACGCUUUUGCUGAACAACGGAAAGUUGUUUAGACAGAAGGUGAAUCCUGGGUGGGGCAUUAAUCAGGGCACUGCCGUGGCGUUCGCGCUCAAGGGGAAGAAUAAAACUCAGUGGUCGAAGAUACUUGACAAAGAUAUACACAAGGGACGCAGCUUCAUUGCUCAUGGGGUUAACCGCCUGCAGACUACGGGUGCUGAAGGUGCUUGA